AUGGUGGGUUCCAAAGCAAUUCUUGACCGACCUAUGUACUUUGAAGAAGGGGGUGGAGUCAGAUCAUUGAAAGCACAAAAUAGAGAACUCGCUCUUUGGUUACCUCAGCGGAACUCGGGAUCUUAUCAAGCCAUCACCGACUACAUGAAAUUCAUGUUGGGAAAAUUUGGCACGCGUGCAGUCUAUCCUACUAGUCCAGAGCCAUCUGAAAUUCAUUUGCUCCCCGACUUAGACUCUGGGACCAUUCCGGCCGAUUCAAGUGUUUUUGGUUUGCAUCUCGAGCCGCCCAGUCCGUCCCAUCAAACAAUCAAUCUCUUACCUCGGCAAGACGCCUCUUGGAUCACAUACCGGAGAAUAUUUCUUCAAGAUCUAACUCGAUUCGGUAUUCCACGUGCCACCCUGGCUUGGGAGUCACCGGUGACCUUUCCUUGGAACAAGAUGAUGCUGGCGUUCUUGGUGAAGCACUGGCGAUGGGCGAUGUCGCAAGGUGCAUUCUCUCGAUAUUCCGUUGAUUCUACAUAUUCCACCGAUGCGAUAUGUCAAGCUGCAAUGGAAAGAUGGUUUCGAGGGAGAGUGAGCAAAGAAGGAAAAUAUCGCAGCAGGAAAAUGAAAAAUCAGAGGCGAGCUACAAUUUUUUGCUAUCGCCAAGAUGCUUUAGAGGAGUUUUGCGAACUCGAGGAUAGGGACCUUCUUUCCACCGCCUUAAGCUUCCUCCCCAGUGCUAGCUGUUGCUCGGAUACCGAGGACGACGGACCUGGGAAACCCCGCGCUGUAGGCAUGGUUUGGAGAAGUCAGGAAUACUCUGAGCUUCUGCAUCUACUAGAUUCUCUUUCCUUCAACCAGCAGAAGGCUUUGCACGGGGCAAGGUGGGGGCCUCGCCGGCUUGACAUGAGGAGAGGUUCACCAAUUAAAACCUCAUCUCGUGGUAAAGUUCCCCGUAAUCUUCCAUCCAAUUGUUACUGUCCAGUUUGGAAGGAAGCGUUUGGAGAGAGUCAUAAACAGCUCUUGACUCAAAAGGCGGCCAGCCCGGCUCUUCCUUUGCUGAUUUCAAAAAUUCGCUCAAUUGUCUAA
Messenger RNA from Melampsora larici-populina 98AG31, 1071 nucleotides. RefSeq lists its product as uncharacterized. The record is from RefSeq and is a predicted model, not a curated record. The transcript is spliced from 3 exons. Bases 1 to 1071 code for a protein of 356 amino acids. NCBI's taxonomy places the organism in Eukaryota, Fungi, Basidiomycota, Pucciniomycetes, Pucciniales, Melampsoraceae.